AUGAAGGUUAUUUCGGGGCCCCUUGUCGGGUUGUCCCGCCUCCAGAGUUCCACUUUGGCUGGGGCCUUGGAGAGAUUUUGGCACAUUAUUGGGACAUCCAGACAAAAUCUGCAAGGCUCCAAAGGGCAGCAACCUGGGAACGCAGCAAUAAUGAUCGCAAACGGGGCAGCGCCAACAGGAAGCCCAGGUUACGGCCCGCUUGAAAUUCCUCUGUUCGACCUCUGCGCAUCUUCAGAUGCAUUUCGCAAACGCAUCUCUCGUUUGCGUGCCGUAUCUGUCAUGGAGCGUUUGGAAUCACACCUGGAUAGCGUAUGGGCUAGGUUGAUUGAGAGAGCCGGCCGUCUCCGUGACACAACCAGCAGAUGGAGGACAUAUUGUAUGCCGGAAAUCCUGCGAUGUCCAACCCUGGCUGUUUUCAACAACUACAUAUUUGAGGCUGAGGUUGGGCGGGACUCGGGAGAUUUCCUAAUCUGGACACUUGGAGUAGUAUUUUUCGCCAACAUCCAGCCAUUCCGCAACAACGUCAGCGGUUUAUGUAGACCAACUGCGGAGUAGCGCUAUUCAUGCUAUGGACAGAAUAUUAUUCUUCUACGGAAUUAGGGUAUUAACGCAUCUCAGACUAUUAUUAUUGCUAUCAGGGGAAUGGAAUGGUUUCUCUCCGCCAAUCCGCGGGAAUAACCAUGACUCUCGUCACCAGCACGUCAAGAAGCGCCUCAGUCAAGCCUGGAAAUCCGACCUAUUCUUGAGGGCAAAGCAGACUCGAAUCGGAGCCUAGCAAAUGCAGAUCUUGGAGCAUUUUGGCUAAGACCUUGGAGUGAGUGACCUUCUGCAUUCCCCAACAUUUCCGUUCAUUUCUCUUCUCGCCCCUUGAAUCGACUGUGGCGUGCAGGGUAG
Molecule: messenger RNA, 894 nt
Organism: Blastomyces dermatitidis ER-3
Lineage: Eukaryota; Fungi; Ascomycota; Eurotiomycetes; Onygenales; Ajellomycetaceae
Exons: 4
Coding region: 1-555 (184 amino acids)
Source: RefSeq, a predicted model, not a curated record